UGGUCAAGUGGCUCCAGGCCAUCCAGUGGCGCGAGAGCAACGACAUGGACGCCGUCCGGGACCGGGUCGCGGGCGUCUGCCGGCGCGGCGGGUCGUCGCCGGCCGCGCUGUUCCCGCACCACGACGAGGUGUACCAGAAGUUGAUCAAGGUGAGCCCCUGCGCGCUCAAGACCGAGCGAGGCGCCCCCGUGUCCGUCUGGCGCAUGCAGUCCGCAAACGACUCGCGUGCCGCCUCCGUGCCCGACCAGAAGGUCCGCGAGUGGAGCGGCUCGGUCUUCGAGUACCUCGACUGGUGGGUCCACGAGGACAGCCAGCACCGCGGGCGCCUGGUAGGCUACGUGGAGGUCUACGAUUUCAAGGGCGUGAGCCUGCGGCAGGUCAUGUCAGGUGACCUUCGCGCCAAGGUGGAGCCCGUCCUGCGGCCAAAGAGCUACUACGCUGGCGUCUGCCAGCGCGUCUACAUCAUGCGAAGGGCCAGCGCCGGCCGACGGGCAUCAUCGAGAUAGACAGCGGCAUACCCGACGCG
Messenger RNA from Prorocentrum cordatum, 526 nucleotides. The record is from the annotation of a GenBank genome assembly. NCBI's taxonomy places the organism in Eukaryota, Dinophyceae, Prorocentrales, Prorocentraceae.